This is a messenger RNA of Fusarium pseudograminearum CS3096, 789 nucleotides long. RefSeq lists its product as uncharacterized. The transcript is spliced from 3 exons. The record is from RefSeq and is a predicted model, not a curated record. Bases 1 to 789 code for a protein of 262 amino acids. NCBI's taxonomy places the organism in Eukaryota, Fungi, Ascomycota, Sordariomycetes, Hypocreales, Nectriaceae.
AUGAAUCAACACCAACAACUUCCGGACAGCGAUGGUCUUCAGGUCGACACGCACGCUGAGCAGGCUGCCAAAGCUCCCGAGGUAGCAUACAAUAGCCAAAAUGGUCACUAUUACGUUCCCGCCGGGUAUGAGGCUCCAGCGCCGAAGGGACGAAGACCUCCCUUUGGUCUAGGACUAUGGGCGUUUGCUGGGCUUGUCGCGCUAUUGACAGCCAUCGUUGUCGGCGCUGGUGUAGGAGGAGGAUUGGGCGCGGCUUUGGCGAACAAAUCUAGCGACUGUCCAGUAGAUGACGCAUUGGCAUCUGCUCCCUCUGCUACGGCAGAACCCACCUCAUGCCCAACCUUCGACAACAGUACAUCCGACAACGACACGGCCCCCUACGUCCCCAAGGCGGCCUCUAAAGUAACAAAUUUAGAAUUGAAUUGUCCCGAAAAGAUGAACGAUGCGACAAGUUACAAGUCUAAUAAGGGUUACGAGUUCAAAUGGUGGUGCGGUGUGAACGCGCCACAGGGUGACAGGGCCAAGGAAGGAGGUGUUGUCUUUGACUACCUUGCUUUCAUUGCUUACACUAUCGACGACUGCAUGGAAGCUUGUGGUAAUAUGAACCAGAAAGACGACGAUAACCACAACGGAGUGAGGUGCAGGAGCAUUGUUUUCUCGAAAAGCAUGGCGGCGCAGCUGGACGGCGGAGAAAAUGGCAACUGUUGGUUGAAAAACGCGACAAAAUCCGAGGGUGGUGAUUGGGGCUUUAAAGAUACGAACAUUGCCUACGCGGAGCUUGACGACUAG